AUGUCUGCAGCAAAAGCCUUAUCGCUGUUAGGCUACAACACAACAAACGUGAUGUUCUGGAUGGACCCAGAAAAUCAUGCAAGCAAAAGACCUCGUACUGGUUCUUGGGUAUCAAGUUCAUUUGAUAUAAGUUUCCCCGCCCCCGAGCUGACGAGUCGAGAGUCGGCCACUGGCUGCAGGACAAGUGGGAGCCCCAGCGUACCGGCCUCGACAUCUAGCCUUGUCACAAGCAGCGACAGUGGAAUCACGACCACCACAGACACAACCACGACCACCGCGACAGACACAGCACCCACCACCAUGCUUCUGCUUCAGCAGCCACAGAGCUCACAGUUCAGUGGCAGCUUCCUAAGUCCCGAAUUUAGCGCUCCCUUCUCAGAGGAGGUUGCUUUCAUCGGAGAGGAUUUACCCCCACUGGAGUUUGGAACCACAUCCGAAAAUUUCCUCGCCACUGGUGACAGUCGCAGCGACAGCACUUUUCAGGAAAUGUUCCAACAAGGUUUCGGGACAUCCACUACAGAGGACAUCUCAACCAUCCCUCUGACAACUUCAACAAUGGGCUUACCAUCAUUGCCUAGUUUUCAGGAGACAUAUUCACCUCGUUACAGACGAUCUGAUGUCUGUGGAGUCUUUUCAUUCAAAUUCGAAGACAUACAAACUGGGGAAGAUGUUCCUAUGGAAGAAGAUAUUGAAGGAGACCGAUUCUCUAUUUCCAUGGUAACUUUUCCCCAGACAGAAGACGUUACAUCCAUCACAGCAUUGACAUCAGCCACCCCUGCCUUAGACAGCCCCGGUCCUUCAUCUUCAUCCUUCAUGCCUCCGUCCUUUGACGCCGGGGCGUCAUCGAAGCCAUCCUUUCAUCAACUUGUUGCGCCCUAUCCCACCACCUUCUCUGGGAUUACAUCUUCUGGCCCAGAGGGGCCCUCCCACUUCGGAACUCCGCCCCCUUCUCUACACGAGAUGACAAGCCCCGCCCCCAGUCCUAAACAGGGGCGGAGUGGGAGUCGGAAGCCAUCACUUACUAUCUCUAGUCCACCAACACAGGAGGGAAGCAUUCGGCAUGCCACUCCAACGACCCCAACCACUCCCAGUGGCACAUCUGGGUCCAGCCGGUCAUCUCCUGGUGUUCCAGAAAGUACACCACCACCAUCAAUGCUAUGUGCAGUAUGCGGGGAUAAUGCUGCUUGCCAACAUUAUGGCGUUAGGACUUGUGAAGGCUGCAAGGGUUUUUUCAAGAGGACGGUACAGAAAAAUGCCAAAUAUGUUUGUUUGGGAAAUAAAGAUUGUCCUGUGGAUAAAAGGCGUCGAAACAGGUGUCAAUUCUGCAGGUUUCAAAAGUGCUUGGCAGUUGGAAUGGUGAAAGAAGUUGUAAGAACGGACAGCUUGAAAGGAAGACGCGGCAGGUUGCCUUCCAAACCCAAAUCCCCUCAAGAAUCCCCACCAUCACCACCUGUCAGCACCAUCACAGCACUGGUCCGAGCCCAUGUGGACACCACUCCAGAUCUUGCUAACCUGGACUAUUCACAGUACACCGAGACAGCUGGUCAGAGUCAGGAAUCUGCAGCAGCUCCUGAUCAAGUGCAGCAGUUUUAUGAGCUUCUGGUAUCGUCAAUUGAAGUUAUAAGGCAAUUCGCUGACAAAAUACCUGGAUUCGCAGAUUUUCACAAAGAUGAUCAAGAACUUUUAUUCCAUUCCGCUAGCUUAGAACUUUUCUCAUUGAGGCUAGCCUAUCGGAUUCAUCCGGAGGACGAGAAAUUGACUUUUUGCAAUGGUGCUGUUCUCAGCCGAGAGCAAUGCCAGCAAAUGUUUGGGGAAUGGCUAAAUAUCAUCUUGGACUUCUCCAGAAGUCUACACAGCAUGGACAUUGAUAUAUCUGCUUUUGCGUGCCUUUGUGCUUUGACCCUCGUUACAGAGCGUCAUGGACUUAAAGAGCCUGCACGAGUUGAACAGCUGCAGAUGAAAAUCAUAAGUUCCCUGCGCGAUCACGUGACGUACAACAACGAGGCACAAAAGAAGAGACACUAUUUCAGCCGCAUCCUGACGCAGCUUCCUGAACUGCGAACCAUCAGCGUUCAGGGACUCCAAAGGAUCUUCUAUUUGAGGCUGGAAGCACACCAUGUGCCUCCACCUCCGCUGGUCGAGAACAUCUUGUCCAGCCUUCCCUUCUAGACGAAGGGAAGAAGCAGACGUCCUGAAAUGGGAAGCCGGCCACGUCCGGCCAUUUUGUUUAACCCGAAGCUCGGGGUGGCGAGCAGGGUGCGAAAUUCGAAACGGCAUGACCCGUUCGCCAGGGAUGCGGGGCUACGGCCCCACCUUGUGCGAGGGCAUGACCCCUCCUCGAGAAGCUUUCGCACCCUGCCACGAAACCACCCUGUUCCAAGAUUGAAACGCAGAAGAACUCUUACUGUGGAUUCUUCUUCGCCAGUAGACCAAGUCACGUGUCCAAGCGUUCUUUAGUGCAAUAGACUUCUUGCCAGUAGACAAGGGGAGGGUGGGUUCGCCCCUCCCCUUUAUUGCUUCAUCCAGAUAGGAAUUCGUCGUCGUUUCCUCGCAGAGAAAUCGAUUCUUUAUGUGAUAGUUUUCUUGAGAGAAUACAUGCUUUUCCUGUGAGCAGAGAACUCGUAGCCAAAGAAUACUUUUCGUUCGUCUUCUUCAUCUCAUCUUCACUAUACCUCCCGGUGAAAUAUCGUGAUAUUUAAAACAGAGCUCGAACAUACUAUUCACUACAUUUCUUAUUUACUUUUUUUAUCUUCCUCUAAGUCUAAGUAGAUCCUACAUUGAAGGACUACUUUUUUGUGAUCUGUUAAACUGUAUAUAUAUCGGUCGAGGUCUAAUAAAUACUGGUACGUUAAAAAGAGAAAUUCGCGUAGAAAAAAAUAUGUUAAUAGUUGAAGUAGAAAAAAUGAUAUCAUGAAUAACUUUAGAAGGAACUUUCUAACUCUGUUGGAUGCCUUUAAUCGACUACGUAGGACUUUAAUAUAAAUUCUCAGAUUAUGUACCAGUAUAAGUCUAAAACUACUCAAAACGAAACAGUUAGAGAUUCGGUGGUAAAUUCAAUAUGAUCUCAAGGUUUUCACCAUUAGUUCCAAUCUGCAUAGGGUAAUAAAAAUAUUAAUCAUUACCAGUAAGCAUCGAAUUUUGCUCUUGGUACGAUUACGUACGAAAUCUAGUCCGUUUGGUAUAAGAUUUUUCAUUGUAACUGGUAUACGGAAUAUACUAAGUAAACAAAACGACUGGAAGUAAAAGAAAAAGAAAAAGAAUUAUCAAUUCAGUUGGGAGGGGGUGGGGCGCUUCAACAUAUCAGCUAAUAAUGAGAAUAUACCAAUAAAUGGUAUAGAUGCACGGAAUGCAUUUUGGUGCGUCAGUAAAAUGGGAACUUAACUCUGCUUUUAAGAUCAUAUGCCUUCAAAAUAAUAUUUUUCGUGAAAAAAAAAGUAUAUCUUGCAUUCAUUUCACAAAAUUCAGUAUUUGAAAUGUACACUAAAAUUGUGGACAUUAUUUUGUAAUUAAAAGUAUUUUUGACUGUAAUUCACAUUCAAAAUAUAAAACAGUAUAGUUGAAUGAGAGUUUUAUUAAAAUCUUGAAACUUUAUGAACUCAAUUCCCUUAUAAUGCUCUUGAAAAGUCCUAUUUUUUAGCAAAUAGUAAGCAGUAAUCUUUUAAACUAUUAUUUGAAACAUAUGUGUAUAUUUGGGCAAUAUUUUGAAUAUUAUAAAAGUUUUAAAACCAAUGUAAAUUAUUUUAUUAUGUGCAAGAUAGUAUCAAAGCAUGUGUGAAAUAAUCCUUUAAAUCUUUUGGCUUUUCGUUCAAUUUUCCUAUGAAAAAUCAGUUUUGAAAUUACAGUCUAAUUUCUGUAAAUAUUAGCCAAUAUUCAUUCUCUUUGGAGGUAAGCACGGAAUCUUGAAAUCAAACAUUCCAAAAAUCAAAUUUUACUUCAGGGAAUUUUUUUAACGAAAUAUUUUAUUUAUUUUAUCUGGAUUCGAGCUCUGUUUCGGAUGCAUUUUGCGGAACAUACACCGACAGAAUGCAUUUUUUGUAGAUGAAAUCUUUAAAAUAGUGAACGAUUGUUGAAAAUGUUUCUCUAACACCCAACUGCUUUACAUUCACGAUUUUUCAUCAUUUAUGUCUAGUAAUAUACAUUCUACGGCAUAUAAUUUCAACAUUCGUCAGCUAUCUCUACAAAACAUGAUGUUUUAUUGAGCGAAAGUUACACAGCUUUACAUUGGAUGUUAAGCAUUCGUAAUUGUCUUUAUCAUGUUGCCAAAAUUAGAUAACUAAAUUUUGAAAAAGAAAUUGUUGAAAAUUAUUAGUGCAAUAUUUUUAUGAUAUAGUAUUAUUCGUUACUAAGUUAUUUGUUAGAAAUUUUAAAGUAUAUGCACAAUUGUUGUUAAAAAUGAAGUUAUUUAUUUUUAUUGAAACUGUAAAAUUGUAAACAUGUGGCAAAAUCAGCUAUUUUGAUUAAAAAUUUAAUUC
This is a messenger RNA of Uloborus diversus, 4472 nucleotides long. RefSeq names its product nuclear receptor subfamily 4 group A member 2-like (gene Hr38). Lineage: Eukaryota; Metazoa; Arthropoda; Arachnida; Araneae; Uloboridae. The record is from RefSeq and is a predicted model, not a curated record. The transcript has 10 exons. Bases 1 to 2169 code for a protein of 722 amino acids. Gene Ontology annotation, biological process: cellular response to corticotropin-releasing hormone stimulus; regulation of transcription by RNA polymerase II. Gene Ontology annotation, molecular function: RNA polymerase II cis-regulatory region sequence-specific DNA binding; nuclear receptor activity; nuclear glucocorticoid receptor binding. Gene Ontology annotation, cellular component: transcription regulator complex; nucleus.